AUGAUGUUUGAAAAGCCUAUUGAACCUGAUCGGGAUCCACCGAAUGAGAAAGAAACGCAGAUUAUCAGCCUGGAGACAAACGCGAGCCAUGUACCCGCAACUUCCGGCACUACUCUACUACCCCGGCCAGUCGCAUCACUCGUCUCGCUCCUCACUCAAUCGACUUCAUUGUCGCUGAGAGUCGGCACUUUCUUUGGUGGUGUGGCCUUGGAUGGAGCGCGGGCAACGACGUUGACGGGUCUGGAACUUGGGCGUGCAGUGAUCGAAGGUAUUCUAACAAGAGCCGGCAGAGACGUUGCGUUUCGCAGUGGCGAUGAACAUGGGCGGAGAGAGGCGGAAUCCUUGCUGGAGCGAAGUUUGGCAACUCUGCAUACAACUGUGACCUCGGCCUCAUUCUUUGCCGCGGCCUCGUUCCAUUUCUCAUCCACGACGCUGGCAUCGGUUGCGAAUUUCUCGCAGGCUCUGCUAUCAACUCUCGAUGCGAUCCUUGGAUCUACCGAGUCGUCUAGGGCUAUCGCGGCUAUUAUCACUCUCAUCCGACGCGAGUUCCGCUCCGUCGAUGCCGGCGCUAGCAGCGAGAAGAUUGGCGUUGGAGACCUGUUCCUUGGCUCUGUUGGAUUUGCUUUGCUACAACGCUGGGGAAAGAAGAACACCGAACGUACUCUUCGCCAGAAAGGUGGCGACGAAGUAGUUUGGGAUACCGUGAUCUUGGACAGCGGUCUCAGAGCCGACGUUGUGGGCACGCAUCAAGUACAAUUCCCAGAUGGAAACCAGGAGGAACUGGUUGAGCCGGAAAGCGCAUCUUUCGUGAUGCCGGGUCAUGGCGAUGAAUCCUUUGAUGCAGUUCAUCGACGACCAAGUAUUCCAGAAGCCUUUCCCGGGUCUCGACUUUCGUUCCAAUUGGAUGGUCAACAACAAGUAUCAGAUGAAGACAUUCGGUCUUAUAUCAUGAGUCAAUUGCCUCCAGGUUGUCAUGCUACUAUCAAGUCGGAAGUCCUUACAGCACGCACAAUCACGGUGGACAUAUUCGACGACGAUAUCGCUGAAAUCGCUGCGCCUCCGGGUACGACGAUGAUCGAAGAGCGGUUUCAUCAUGAUCAUGAGUACAACGAUACAGCUGUGGCCGAGUACCAGCGACUUCCAAAACAUACAGUCGUGUUUCGGACCGCUUUCAACAAGUCGCAAAGCACAGAACUACGCCCUCGCGACGGUUCUCGUGUUCCCAGUCCGACGGAGACGCAACGCCCAAGACCUCUGCCUGUAAGCUCAGUAUCAAAUGGACAUGCUGGAGCCCAGAAUGGCCGAGCAAGUUCCCAUCCAGAAGCUGCAAGUGGAGUGACGAUGGCACGACAGGACCCUGUUAGUCCUGGGUCUACAAGCGAUCAAAGCCAGAAAUCUGGAUUCGGGAAAGGCUCGUUCACAAAGUUGGCUAAAAAGGUCAAAUCGAACGGGCCAACGGAUAGUUCUGAAAGCACUAAGCGUGCUCAGGUUAAGAAGCCGGCCCUAAAACCCGCAGGCUCGUCCAGUGCUCCAAAUCCACGCCAACCUACCAGACCAACCAAGGGCGCCGCCCCUGUCAGAGAAGCGACUGCGCGCGAGACAUCUAGCCAACCAGAGCCUAAGCGUCGACAUACCGACGCAGUUGACUAUCGACCCAGUACCCCGGCUCCGAAUAGAGGCUUGCGCAGGUCACCGUACCCUCACUCUCCCCAAUCCCCUCAAUCACCCAGAGCGCAUCCCCGACAUGUUCCACCUCGCAAUAUCCCUGAUCGGAGUAGCUCGCGAGCUGGAUACUUUGUCAUGCGUGAAAAGAGCCAAGAGUCCCUUUUGACUCACACGGAUACCUUUUCACGCCGCAAUGGCGACUUACGUCCCGGCUCGCCGGUCGCUGCGAGGACUCAUGUUCGCAGCAGUAGCUCCAUGUCUUUGACGAGGUCAGAGGCAGAUGGAACUGUCUCCGUGAAUGAUCACCGGCCCACCUCUUCGGCGCGACAUGGACGGUCCAAGUCAUACACUCCCAGUAUGUACUCGGUUGCAACGGCGGGCUCUGAAACGUCGCUCUUAUUAGCGCAUCGGCCUCGCAAAAGUGCAUAUGAAGAUAUGAGUACCAUCCAAGCAUUGAACCGGGACGGUCUAGUCCCGGGCAUCUUCCCCGAGAGACACUUUGUUCAAAAUAUCCGUCGUUUCUGUCGCUUCUCGUCUGCCUCUUAUGGGGCUAACGCACUCAAAGUCAUGGGUGUGCCCAAGGGCACGAAGAGUCUUCCUGCAGCUGUGUUAGAUGACCAUGAACACAGCGCGUUCUCGGAUCAUGCUGGGCUUCCGCCAUCGACCAUCUUACUCUCCUCGUUCGUUGACCCUGCAGGAGGUACGAAUGCCGCUGGUGAGACGGAGUCCGGAGUCCCACUCGUGCACUAUCUCUCCAUCGACCACGAGUCCAAGGCAGUCGUUCUGACACUUCGCGGAACCUGGGGUUUCGAGGAUAUCCUCACUGAUAUGACCUGUGACUACGAUGAUCUAGAAUGGCAAGGCAAGAAUUGGAAGGUGCACAAGGGCAUGCACGCCUCGGCCAAGAGACUACUCGAAGGUGGCGGCGGUCGAGUGAUGAUUACUCUGCGCGCCGCGCUGGAGGAAUUUCAAGAUUACGGCGUCGUCCUCUGCGGUCACUCCCUCGGUGGUGGUGUUGCAGCCUUGCUAGCAACUAUGAUCGCCGAACCCAGCAGUGCUCUCACAGGCACAUCCUUCGUGACAGCAUCCUAUCAACCACGUCCCCAGCCGCGCCUCAUCACCGUCGACAGCGAAACCAGUAACAACGCCUCACCCUCUCCAACAGAAACACCACCACCAUCCUACGAUCUACCCCCAGGCCGCCCAAUCCACGUCUACGCCUACGGCCCCCCAGCCGUAAUGUCCCCCUUCCUCCGCCUCGCCACACGAGGCCUAAUAACAACCAUCGUCAACGGCUCCGACAUCGUCCCCAGCCUCUCCCUCGGCAUCCUGCACGACAUGCACACCGCCGCCACCCUCUUCAAAAGCGAUAUCUCCGGCGCAAAAUCCCACGUCCGCCAACGCCUCCACGAAAGUCUCCGCCAAAGCAUCAUCCACAAAUUCUACGUCAACCAACCCCCGCACGUCCUCCACGCGGGUGACGGCGUCGGCGAGGACGCCUGGGCGUGGAAAACGCUCGGCCUGCUACGUGACGAGAUGCGGGCGCCGAAACUUAUGCCGCCCGGUGAGGUGUUUGUCGUUGAGACUAUGCGCGUUUUGCAGCGGGAGGCGUUUACGGCUGUGCCGGAGUUUGGCGCGGAUGGGUAUCCCAGGCUUGGGAGGCCGGCGACGAGGGUGCAGAUGAGAUUUGUUAGGGAUGUGGAUGCUUUCUUUGGGGAGUUGAGGUUUGCGUCGGGCAUGUUGAGUGAUCAUAAUCCGGCGAGGUAUGAGACUAGUUUGGCGGCUUUAGCGAGGGGGGUGCUUGAUGAGUGA
This is a messenger RNA of Penicillium cataractarum, 3477 nucleotides long. RefSeq names its product lipase family protein. Gene Ontology annotation, biological process: lipid metabolic process. The transcript is spliced from 2 exons. Bases 1 to 3477 code for a protein of 1158 amino acids. Lineage: Eukaryota; Fungi; Ascomycota; Eurotiomycetes; Eurotiales; Aspergillaceae. The record is from RefSeq and is a predicted model, not a curated record.